AUGCAUCUUGCUAACGCUAUAAGACCUGACAUAGCAUUCUCUGUUAAUUUGCUAGCAAGAUAUAGCUCUUAUCCUACACAGAGACAUUGGAACGGAGUUAAGCAUAUAUUGCGAUAUCUGAAGGGAACUAGCGAUAUGGGUCUGUUUUAUGUUAACAAUGGUAGCACAGAUCUUGUUGGUUAUGCAGAUGUAGGUUAUUUAUCUGAUCCACAUAAAGCUCGAUCUCAACAGGCUAUCUGUUUACAUGCGGAGGUAUUGCUAUAUCAUGGAGAUCCACAAAGCAUUCCAUUGUUGCUACUUCUUCGAAUCAUCUUUGAGAUAAUAGCUAUUCAUGAAGCAAGUAGAGAAUGUGUGUGGUUGAGAUUAGUGAUACACUUCAUUAGAGAAAGAUGUGGCUUGAAAUGUGAUACAAAAAUACCCACAGUAUUAUAUGAAGACAAUGUUGCAUGCAUACCUUAA
Molecule: messenger RNA, 459 nt
Organism: Lycium ferocissimum
Lineage: Eukaryota; Viridiplantae; Streptophyta; Magnoliopsida; Solanales; Solanaceae
Product: secreted RxLR effector protein 161-like
Exons: 1
Coding region: 1-459 (152 amino acids)
Source: RefSeq, a predicted model, not a curated record